AUGUUUUCAAAGCUCCUCCCCUUUGUCACUCUUGCCUCCUUGGCUUUCAACACAUAUGCAAACCCUAUGCUUAUGAAGCGAGACUGCAAGUCAGACUACAACAAGGAAAUCUCUGACAAUCACGGCUCACCAGAGGUGAAACCAUUCAAAUGUGGAGAUCAUACCGUGCAACGCAAGAAAGCACUGAAUGCUUUGGGAGCAGAUGCAUGGGAUCUGUCAAUUACCAUGCAAGAAACUGGUUGCGACAUGACCUCAUACAACAAACAAUACUACCCAUUCGGCGAUUGGAACGCUGCACACUCAGAUACGAAGAAGGGCGACUCCGCCAACUUCAGUAUCUUCAAACUCAAUUGGUACCAAAUCCGCACCUACGCCAAAGAUUCCAAGUACUACAAGAAGCCCGAGUCAGAUUGGGAGACCGCAGGCAAGGAAAUCAACGCAUCUGACAAAAUUGGACUCGAUCUCUUGCAUCAGCUCAAGAAGUACACACCCGGCGGCAACCCAUUUGGCUUCUAUAAAUACCAGCGCGGUGGAGCUUCGGCGACUGAUCAGCAAGGAAAGACUUAUGAGACAGGCAUCAAUUAUAUCUGGGGUCAGGUGAAGGGGCAUACGACUGAUGAGUAUGCUGCGGGGUACAUUAUGCAAUGUAUCUGA
Molecule: messenger RNA, 654 nt
Organism: Bacidia gigantensis
Lineage: Eukaryota; Fungi; Ascomycota; Lecanoromycetes; Lecanorales; Ramalinaceae
Exons: 5
Coding region: 1-654 (217 amino acids)
Source: RefSeq, a predicted model, not a curated record